Messenger RNA from Maylandia zebra (zebra mbuna), 659 nucleotides. The record is from RefSeq and is a predicted model, not a curated record. Lineage: Eukaryota; Metazoa; Chordata; Actinopteri; Cichliformes; Cichlidae.
AUGAAGCUGCUACAGGAAGCCGAGGAAGCAACAAACAAUAAAAAGUUAAUAAAAUCUCAGGUGGAGAAACGUCGAAGGGACAGAAUGAACCGCAGUUUGGAGUGUCUGAGGACCAUGUUGCUGCAGGAGCCACACGAAGGGUCCACUCAACACCGAGUGGAGAAAGCUGAGAUACUGGAGCACACAGUCCUCUUCCUCCAGAACAAUGCCAAAGGAGACAAGACUACAGGUGGACGUGGGGACCAGAAACGCUCCUUCCAGGACGGUUUCUCCACUUGCCUGCAGACAGCUUCGGGGUUUCUGGGCCCCGAGGGGAAAGGGUCGGAGCUCGGAUCGGCGCUGCAUGCAGCUUUUGCCGCUCGUUUGGCCCGUUCACACUCACAGCCCGAAGGUCUCCAAAGCAGAAACUUUUUGCCGCACGCAAAGUUUAUUCUGCGGAUGCUGAGGCAGAAGUCCAAGCUCAAACUCAAACAAGCUCAAGCACGUGCCUCAGGGGAGAAACUCCCCAAACAGCCUCAGAAACAAAGAGAGUCCGAGAUCAGAGCAGAGAGAGGAGCGACCAAACAGAGCUCAGCCCAGAGCUCCCCCUCCAGCCACACUUUGUGGAGACCUUGGCCCUGAUCACCAGGCAGGGACUUCAGAGCUAUCAAUGACUAUAA